UGUGGCCAUAAGAUGACGUCACUUCUGGGAAAGUACGGAUAGUAGCACUUCAAGAAAACUAGUGCUGUGGUGCUAGCAAGGGAAUGUUUUUCUUUCUUUUUUUCAGACUUGUUGUAGUGGAAGCUGUAAGGUACUUUUGCGUAACUACAAAGGUCUUUCCAGUUGUAUUGAAAAGUGUCAUCGAGAUGGUGGCGUUCAGUAUACGCAGUGACGUUGGACUUUUGUUAUGAAAAGGUGUUUGUAUACAUCAGUGUGGAAGGCCUGAAGUUUUGAGAAGGAGAGGUUUAAACAGAUAUUUACACACUAGUGGGCCCAUUUCAUCUUAUUGGAUUUACGAGCCACAUCGCAAAGACUUCUGAAAGUGACGCAUCUGGCACAAAACUAUGGAUAAGCCCCCAUUUCGUCAGAUUCAGUCAUGUGGAAAAUGGGAAAUGAAGGACAGACUGGGAACAGGGGGAUUUGGCAAUGUUUAUCUAUAUCAAAAUGAGGAAACCAAUGAAAAAAUUGCUGUCAAGUCAUGUCGAUUGGAGUUAAACGCAAAAAAUAAAGAGAGGUGGUGCCAUGAAAUCCAAAUAAUGAAAAAGCUGAAUCAUCCUAAUGUAGUUAUAGCAAGGGAAGUACCAGAAGAAAUGAAGAACAUUUCCUUUAAUGAUCUGCCUCUGUUGGCUAUGGAAUAUUGUUCAAAAGGUGAUUUAAGAAAAUUAUUAAAUAAACCGGAGAAUUGUUGUGGACUGAAAGAGAGUGAAGUUCUGUCCUUACUUAGUGAUGUUGGUUCAGGCAUUCAGUACUUGCAUGAAAACAGGAUUAUUCACAGAGACCUAAAGCCAGAAAAUAUAGUACUUCAGGACAUUAAUGGAAAGCUGGUUCAUAAAAUAAUUGACCUUGGUUAUGCUAAAGACCUUGAUCAAGGAAGCCUUUGUACGUCAUUCGUAGGAACUUUACAGUACUUGGCACCUGAGCUAUUUGAGAAUAAACCCUAUACAGUGACAGUAGAUUACUGGAGUUUUGGUACAGUGGUGUUUGAGUGCAGCUGUGGUUUCCGGCCUUUUUUACACAAUCAUCAACCAGUGCAAUGGAAUAAUAAAAUUCGUAACAAAGGUCCAAAGGACAUCAUGGCUUGUGAAGAUAUGUUCGGAGAAAUCAAGUUUUACACCCACCUUCCAGAUACUAAUAACCUGAGCAAAGCAAUCAUUGACCCUUUAGAAAACUGGCUACAGCUGAUGUUAAGGUGGGAUCCUGUACAAAGAGGAGGUGGCUUAACCUCUGAGUCCAAGCGGCCUCAAUGCUUUUUCCUUUUGGACCAAAUAUUGAGCAUGAAGGUGGUGCACAUCUUGAAUAUGACUUCUGCCAAGGUCCAUUCAUUUCAGUUGGUCUCUGAUGAAAGUCUACAUUCUCUUCAGUUACGGAUUGCAAAAGAAACAUUUAUUUCUCCACUUAAUCAAGAAUUACUACUGGAGACAGGAAUUUCACUUGACCCAAGGAAACCUGCAUCACAAUGUGUAUUAGAUGGAGUGAGAGGCUGGGAUAGCUAUAUUGUUUACUUGUUUGACAGAAGCCUUACUGUAUACCCUGGACCUUUUGCUGACCGUAAACUCCCAGAUUAUGUGAAUUAUAUUGUGAGGGAGUCCAAAAAACAGUUUCCUAUCAAAACACUGAGAAAAGGUUGGGGAGAUGCUGUAGGUUAUAUCUGUGGUCUUAAAGAAGAUUAUAGCAGACUUUUUCAAGGACAGCGUGCAGCAAUGUUAAGCCUUCUGCGGUAUAACACUAACCUUACACGGUUCAAGAAUUUGAUGUUUUCAGUCUCUCAGCAAUUAAAGGCAAAGUUGGAGUUUUUUAAGAGUAGCAUUCAGUUUGACUUGGAGAAAUACAGUGACCAGAUGCAGUAUGGAAUAUCUUCUGAAAAGAUGUUAAAGGCGUGGCAAGAGAAUGAAGAGAAAGCAGAUGCCUUUGCACAGGUUGCAGAGGUCAGCCACUUAGAUGAAGAAAUAAUGUCUCUUCAUUCAGAAAUAGUUGAACUUCAGAGAAGUCCUUAUGCCAGAAGGCAAAAUGAUGUCAUGGAAGAGCUUGAAGAAAAAGCUAUUGAAUUAUAUAAGCGUCUAAAAGAGAAAUGUAAAGAAUCCCAGCCUGGUUAUAGUGACAGUGCAGAUAUGGUAAAAGUCGUUAUACAGGCAAUUCAGAGUCAAGAGAAGGUGUUAAAGGACCUUUUUUCUCAUUUAAGUAAGAUUCUUUCAAGCAAGCAAAAGAUUAUUGAUUUGUUUCCAAAAAUUGAAAAAGCUCUCGAAAAUAUCAAGGAAGCAGACAACAGUGUAAUGCAAAUGCAAGCAAAGAGGCAAAGAGAAUUCUGGCACUUGUUAAAAAUUGCUUGUGCUCAAAGUUCAACUCGACCAAUUCCAGCUCCAGUCCCUGAACCCUCCAGUUCGUCACAGAUGUUGCAGUGGACCCAGCAAGGGCAUGCCGCUAAUGCCAAUGUAAAUGCACCUCAUCCCCUCUCUUCCCUAUCUAGGCCAAGUGAAAGUGACACUGUGACACAUUUACUACAAGAAAACCAGAAGUUCCUGAGUCAGUUAACAGGUUUGAUUCAGGAAGAAGAGGAACAGACAAAGAGUAUAAUGGAUCAAGAUUGGUCUUGGACAAAAUAUGAACCAGUAUCUGUAAAGACAACAUAAAUGAGUAUUUGUUUUAAAAUGAAAUUUACUUUCUUGUAAAUAUAUUUUUUCUGUACUGGUUAAAAAUAAGUAUUUAUUAGGUUUAAAAAUUGAAAGCUCCUCACACUAAACAUUAACAGUAGAAUUCUCAUUUAAUCUGUAAUUACUGUGAAAAAUAGUUUUGAGAAUAUUAUAAAAAAGUGAUAUUUUCAAUAAUUGAUCCUACUCUCACAUGGUUAUUGUUUACAUCCUUUUUUUUAUAUAUUUUGAUUAAAGUUAUUUCAUAAGUGUCAUUAAUAUAAUUUUAAAGGCAGUCAAAGUGAUUUUAAAAAUGUAUUUUUAAGAUCACAAUAUUUAGACAUUUAAGAAAUAAAAGGUAAACCUUUACACUUAGGUGUAAAUUUAAUUGUGAUGGUCUGUCUGGUUUUUUUAGCUGGUGAAAAAUGAAAAUGCCUCCUUUUGCUGCCACUUAAAAUGUCAUAAAUUGAGACUGAAAUUGCAACAACACUAUUACAGUAAUGUUUUUCUUUUUGUUGCUGUUUUAUAAGUUACAUGUAGCAAGAUAUCCCGCCAUACACCCCCUGUGCCUUGGAACACAUGCAAUAGUCACUUCGCUUUUUUAUAUUAAAUUAUAGCAUACGUGUUUUCAUUGUAAGGAAAGCAAAAAACAUGCAAUACUGAAAAAAAAAAUUAUAAGUAUUAAGUAUUUUGUAUCAUAAUUUUAGUGGCUUUUAAAUUUCUUUUAAAGUUUUGAAAAGAUCUUCUGUAAUUGUCAAACUUUUAUUCUAGUACAUUACAUAAAGCAGGUUUUAAAUGGUGCUGCUGAUUUGCUGUUUUAUUUCAUUGUGUAUUUAGAGCUUUAUGAUGCUCUCAUGUUGAAUAUGUUUUGUUCAUAAUGUAAAAUAGAUUUUACUUUAAAAAUUUUCAGUGCCUGUAUAGUAUAGAACCAACUGUGUAUUUAUAAUUUUGCCCCCCCCCCACCAAAGUGAACAGCAGAAUGUCUACAAGUGCCUGUUUUAUCCAUCUACUUCAUGUUAUAAAUUUAAUUUUCUGCAAAAUUGUGACAUUACCUUUAAAUAAUGUAUCCCAUCUGUAUAUUUUGGUGUUUGUGUAUUCAUUGUAACUUUGGUGUUUAAUUCAUUUUAUACCAAAGGACUGUGUGGAGUACUAAUAAAGAAAUAAGACAUGCUUGA
Molecule: messenger RNA, 3838 nt
Organism: Erpetoichthys calabaricus (reedfish)
Lineage: Eukaryota; Metazoa; Chordata; Cladistia; Polypteriformes; Polypteridae
Gene: chuk
Product: component of inhibitor of nuclear factor kappa B kinase complex
Exons: 22
Coding region: 384-2666 (760 amino acids)
Biological process (GO): tumor necrosis factor-mediated signaling pathway; peptidyl-serine phosphorylation; positive regulation of transcription by RNA polymerase II
Cellular component (GO): cytoplasm; IkappaB kinase complex
Molecular function (GO): IkappaB kinase activity; ATP binding
Source: RefSeq, a predicted model, not a curated record